AGAUUCCAUUAAAACGUACAGACCGAUGACUGCUCUUUUUGCAUCGGUUCGUCAAAAUGACUUACACGGCAGCUAUGGAGGAAAAUGGCUUGAGCAAGUACUGGGCAGAACAAGCGCGUCCCCAGAAACGUGGAGAUUAUUUGGACCGAAACUCAGUCCCUCUCAGUGUCCCGCCCCGUGGCCGUGCGCAGUUGGCUGUUCCCUAGGUCCGGGUGGAUGCUGCGGGGGGUUUGCCCGGGUGCGCUCUGCUGAAUGCAGCACUAGACCAGCUCAAAACACAAAGCAAGCAGCCGAGCGAGGGGCGGCCGCCCAGCCGAGCAUACUCACGGCUGGGGUCCGGGAUCCCUGCGAUCCCUGCGAUCCCUGCGAUCCCUGCGGUGCAGCCGCCAAGGGACAGCGCGAGGCGGCGCCGGGUCUGCUCGCCAACCCCACGCGCCACGGCCCAGGGACCUGCCAAGCCUGCCCAGUUCCCCCCUGCAGCGGGCACUUGAGAAAACCCAGCCCCGAGCUCCGCGCAGUCUGCGCGGCGCCCGCGGCUUCGACUUUUCCUGUUGGGGGGUCCCGCCGGCCGGCCGCGCUCCCCACCUUGCCUGCGUCCGCGCCAGCCGAGCACAUCUCCACGCACCGAGCAUCCAGAGAGUCGCGCCGCGCGCCGACGGAGCGGACAUGGGCAGAGCGAUGGUGGUCAGGCUAGGGCUGGGGUUGCUGCUUCUGGCACUGCUCCUACCCACGCAGAUUUAUUGCAACCAAACAUCGGUUGCACCAUUUUCCGGGAACCAGAGUAUCUCUGCUGCCCCAAAUCCAACUAAUGCUACCACCAGAUCUGGGUGUAGCUCCCUGCAGUCCACAGCCGGUCUCCUGGCCCUCUCUCUCUCUCUCCUACAUCUCUACUGUUAGAGACUCAGGCCAAGAAACGUCUCUACUUCCCCAUCUAGACCCACCCCGAAUGGCAACCACAAGUCCAAUGUGAGUGACCAGGAAGAGACAGGUCCACAUCAAAUCGGCUGUUACCAUUACCUCAACAGAAAACACUGAGAAUCCGAAAUUCGACUGGCUUAAAGGACGCGUGAAGGGUUUGAGAGCUGAGAGAUGCCAAUAUGGGAUCUGCUGGAGUUUUAUGUCCGAGAUGAAGACAAGCAUCCAAAAUUGACGUGAUUUGCUCGAAAUGUGGCUUAAGAAAUGUGGACACUUAAAACUCUCACUCGAAAUCGGGCGUAGGUUUGAUGUAGAGGGAGAAGGAUGGGGUGUGGAAUGGAGGUCCAUUAUUUUCAUUGGUUCCUUCGACCUAUAAGGCCAUAAUGCAGUUAGGUGGUAUUCAAAAGCUUCUCUGAUGCUAUUUCUGUGUAUGUUGGAAGGAACUACCAGGUGUUAUUUUAAAUCCCCGAUGUGUUGUUUUGUUACUACUAAUUUAAUAGGCUAAACUCUAGGUGAAGUCCCACGUCGUUGACCUCUAGUUCUUCUCUCCGGAACAGAACGUUUUACACCCUCCUUCUGUGGCUUUAGGUCUGACAUAUUGUAUUUGACCUUUGUUAGUAAUUGACACGGGCCAGGCAACGAUGGAUUGGAACCCACCCCCAAAUCCAGCCACCCCUGAGUAAAUCUGAUUUCAAAAGUCACAACGGCAAAGCAUUUCCCAGUGUCUUUUCUCACUCACCACGGGUACUAAGUUCACUUAGGUGAGCUGGUUCUCCAGAGAGCAGAAUUCUGUUGAUCUCGGCUAAUCUCCAAACGCUGCGUUUUAUUUUGGCAUAUGUCGAGGGCUUUUCAUGAUUUAAAGCGUGGUCUGUUAGCAAGGCCAAAAUUAUGAGUCUUGAAAUUCUACAGGCAAAUAUGCAACCCAGCAUUUGGGAUGUGAGGACUGGAAGCUCUCACAGAAUUCACAAAGUCUUUUAUACAAUUUCUGUAAAUACUUUUUUUUUUUUAAAGAGAAAAACAAAACCAUGGAUCGGAAUAACCACGUUUGGAAUACUUUGGUUAUCAGUUCAUAUUUUUAGAUAGUUUGACAUUGGUCCUGUGCCUGAGAGGGGGUUUGGUUCUACAGUAAGUUUUUUUUUUUCCCCCAAUUUCCUUGAUACACACAUACCUUCUAAAACACAGACAUUUCCUCAAAAAAAAAAAAAAAUUCCUUUUGUUCGCAUGGUCACACACUGAUGCUUGCCCAUUCUGGGAUCUAAUACGGUCACAGUAGUCUUGAUAACCAGAAUCAUUUUUUUCUCCGUCUUUAGAAACCUACCCGGGAACAAGGAGACCUCACAGACCCGAAGCUACUGUGUGUGUGAAUGAACACUCCCCUUGCCUCAUACCCGAAUGCUGUACAUCUAUUUGAUUGUAUAUUGUGUUUGUGUAUUUAUGCUUUGAUUCAUAGUAACUUCUCAUGUUAUGGAAUUGAUUUGCAUUGAACACAAACUGUAAAUAAAAGAAAGAAAUGGCUGAAA
Messenger RNA from Rattus norvegicus (Norway rat), 2435 nucleotides. The record is from RefSeq and is a predicted model, not a curated record. Lineage: Eukaryota; Metazoa; Chordata; Mammalia; Rodentia; Muridae.